AUGUCGGCCAAAGAAUCAUCAACACCAGUCAACUGGGAGCUCAUCUCCAAGAAAAAGCUGGCUGAGCGAGAUUCGCGUAUACCAGCAGAAUGGAGGCUAGGCACUUUGCCUGGACCCGAGGUUACCAACUACACUGAGAUACCGCGCCAAUCUGGACUUCUGACUGAACAAGAGCUCCAAAUCACAGAGCAAUAUGAUGCUGUCGCACUGGCUGCCGCGAUCAGGGAAAAGCAAUUGAAAUGUCUUGACGUCGCUCGGGCAUUUUGCAAAAGAGCAGCCAUUGCACAACAGCUCACAAACUGCCUUACAGAAAUCUUCUUCGACGAUGCGCUGAAGAGAGCCUCGGAGCUCGAUGCUCACUUGGCUUCGGGAAAACCGCCUCUUGGGCCUCUCCACGGCGUGCCAGUCUCUCUUAAAGAUUCCUUCAAGGUCCGCGGCUUCGACGCAUCUAUCGGUAUUGCCGCGCUAUGUUUCAAGCCAGCGACUGAAAAUGCCGUCUUGGUCGAUUGCCUGCUCAAUGCUGGGGCAGUUGUAUACUGCAAGACCAACGUCCCGCAAACCCUCAUGGCUCUGGAUUCCCACAACAACGUCUUUGGCCGCACCAUCAACCCGCUCAACACCGCCGUAACAGCCGGCGGAAGUUCUGGCGGAGAGGGCGCCCUACUCGCCAUGCGCGGUUCUAUCCUAGGUGUAGGUACAGACGUCGGAGGCAGCAUCCGUAUCCCAGCCAUGUGCGACGGAACCUUUGGCAUCAAGCCCAGCUGGGAACGUAUUCCCUAUGCCGGUCAAGAACAUGGCGGUCUCCCCGGUGCCUCAAAAAUUGGCAUCCCCGCCAGCGCCGGGCCUCUUGCCCACAGCAUCCGCGACAUCAACCUCUUCUUCCACGCCAUCUCCGCCCAGAAACCCUGGGAGGCAGACCCAGACGUCACACCACUCCCCUGGCCCUCCCUCUCCCUCCCCAAACGUCCCCUCCGCAUCGGCAUUGUUCGCCGCGACGGUAUCAUCGAUCCCCAUCCGCCGAUCCUCCGUCUUCUAGACGAAGUCAAAUCUGCCCUGCUCACCUCCGGCGUCGAAGUCGUCGAAAUGGACAUCACCCCACUCUUCUCCCAAUGCCAAUCCCUCUGCAACGCCCUCUUCGGCAUUGAAGGCGGAAACGCAAUGUUCGACCUUAUCGAAUCAACCGGCGAACCCUUAUCCCCCUGGCUCUCCUCGCGUCUUAAACGCAAGGCACCUAUGUCGUUGACAAAAGUACAGGAACUACAUGGUAAGCGUGAGAAGCUGCGAACAGAGUUUUUGAAGAUUUGGAAGCAGCAGUCUGGCGAGAUUGAUGCGUUUAUUUGCCCUGUGGCGCCGCAUCCUGUACCCCCAAUUGAUGGAUACAACGGGGUUAGCUACACGAGUUCGUUUGUGCUGCUGGAUUAUCCGGCUGGUGUGGUUCCUGUGAGACGGUUUGGGAAGGGGGAUAUGCACGGAGAAAUGGAGGGGAGGGAGUUGGGGAGUUGGGAUAGGGCGAAUAGGGCUUUGUGGACGAACUUUGAUCGAUCGAUUUAUCUCGGCACGCCGCUUUGUGUCCAGGUUGUUGCGCCAAGACUUCAGGAUGAGAGGCUGCUGCAUGCUAUGGCUGCUGUUGAUGAGGCGGUCAAGGCGCAGGGUAAUGCAAGUGCGAAGUUGUAG
This is a messenger RNA of Bipolaris oryzae ATCC 44560, 1674 nucleotides long. RefSeq lists its product as uncharacterized. The record is from RefSeq and is a predicted model, not a curated record. Bases 1 to 1674 code for a protein of 557 amino acids. NCBI's taxonomy places the organism in Eukaryota, Fungi, Ascomycota, Dothideomycetes, Pleosporales, Pleosporaceae. The transcript is spliced from 3 exons.